This is a messenger RNA of Pongo pygmaeus (Bornean orangutan), 16984 nucleotides long. It is a transcript of the gene ZNF808, whose product is annotated as zinc finger protein 808. The transcript has 5 exons. Gene Ontology annotation, cellular component: nucleus. The coding region runs from base 235 to 2946 and encodes 903 amino acids. Gene Ontology annotation, molecular function: DNA-binding transcription activator activity, RNA polymerase II-specific; RNA polymerase II cis-regulatory region sequence-specific DNA binding. Gene Ontology annotation, biological process: regulation of transcription by RNA polymerase II. NCBI's taxonomy places the organism in Eukaryota, Metazoa, Chordata, Mammalia, Primates, Hominidae. The record is from RefSeq and is a predicted model, not a curated record.
CCAGGCCCCGCCCACCUCCUCCCACCUCUCGCCCAGGCCUGGCUUCCGUCCUGCCCGCGGAGAUUAACGCAAACCCGGAAGCGGAUCGGGUGGAGUGAAGGUCACAUCGCCAUGAUAUCUCUUCCAAAUGCUUGAUGAAAAAGGUGGGAGGAUCACUUGAGCCAGGAAGUUGAAUGCUGCAGUGAGCCCUCUUUUUGCCACCACACUCCAGCUUGGGAUUGAUUCUAAAGACUCAUGUUACGUGAGGAAGCAGCUCAGAAGAGGAAAGAAAAGGAGCCAGGCAUGGCUCUUCCUCAGGGACGCUUGACUUUCAGGGAUGUGGCUAUAGAAUUCUCAUUGUCAGAGUGGAAAUACCUGAACCCUGCGCAGAGGGCUUUAUACAGGGAAGUGAUGUUGGAGAACUACAGGAACCUGGAGGCUGUGGAUAUCUCUUCCAAAUGCAUGAUGAAGGAGGUCUUGUCAACAGGGCAAGGCAAUUCAGAAGUGUUCUACACAGGGACAUUGCAAAGACAUGAAAGUCAUCGCAUCGGAGAUUUUUGCUUCCAGGAAAUUGAGAAAGAUAUUAAUGACAUUGAGUUUCAGUGUCAAGAAGAUGAAAGAAAUGGCCAUGAAGUACCCAUGACAAAAAUAAAAAAGUUGACUGGUAGUACAGACCGAUAUGAUCACAGGCAUGCUGGAAACAAGCCUAUUAAUGAUCAGCUUGAAUCAAGCUUUUAUUCACAUCUGCCUGAACUCCACAUAUUUCAGAUCAAAGGUAAAAUUGGUAAUCAACUUGAGAAGUCUACCAAUGAUGGUCCCUCAGUUUCAACAUCCCAAAGAAUUUCUUGUAGGCCCCAAAUCCAUAUUUCUAAUAACUAUGGGAAUAGUCCCCCAAAUUCUUCAUUACUCCCACAAAAACAGGAAGUACACAUGAGAGAAAAGUCUUUCCCAUGUGAUGAGAGUGGCAAAGCCUUUAAUUGUAGCUCACUUUUAAGGAAACACCAGAUAAUCCAUUUAGGAGACAAACAAUAUAAAUGUGAUGUAUGUGGCAAGCUCUUUAAUCACAAGCAAUACCUUUCAUGCCAUCGUAGAUGUCACACUGGUGAGAAACCUUACAAGUGUAAUGAGUGUGGCAAGUCCUUCAGUUAUAGGUCAUCCCUUACAUGCCAUCAUAGACUUCAUACUGGAGUAAAACCUUACAAGUGUAAUGAGUGUGGCAAGAUCUUUCGUCAAAAUUCAGCCCUUGUAAUUCAUAAAGCAAUUCAUACUGGAGAGAAACCUUACAAGUGUAAUGAAUGUGGCAAGGCUUUUAAUCAACAGUCACACCUUUCACGUCAUCAAAGACUUCAUACUGGAGUGAAACCUUACAAAUGUAAGAUUUGUGACAAGGCUUUCGUGUGUCAUUCCUAUCUGGCAAACCAUACUAGAAUUCACAGUGGAGAGAAAACUUACAAGUGUAAUGAGUGUGGUAAGGCUUUUAAUCAUCAAUCAAGCCUUGCACGUCAUCAUAUACUUCAUACUGGGGAGAAACCUUACAAAUGUGAAGAAUGUGACAAAGUUUUCAAUCAGAAAUCAACCCUUGAGAGACAUAAGAGAAUUCAUACUGGAGAGAAACCAUACAAAUGUAAGGUUUGUGAUACAGCUUUCAUGUGUAAUUCACAGCUGGCACGACAUAGAAGAAUUCACACUGGAGAGAAAACUUACAAGUGUAAUGAGUGUCACAAGACCUUCAGUCGCAGGUCAUCCCUUCUAUGCCAUCGUAGACUUCAUAGUGGUGAGAAACCUUACAAGUGUAAUGAGUGUGGCAAUACCUUCCGUCACCGGGCAUCCCUUGUAUACCAUCGUAGACUUCAUACUCUAGAGAAAUCUUACAAAUGUACGGUUUGUGACAAGGCUUUCAUGCGUAAUUCAGUCCUGGCCGUACAUACUAGAAUUCAUACUGCAAGGAAACCUUACAAGUGUAAUGAAUGUGGGAAAGCUUUUAAUCAACAAUCACAUCUUUCACGUCAUCAUAGACUUCAUACUGGAGAGAAACCUUACAAAUGUGAAGCAUGUGACAAAGUUUUCAGUCAGAAAUCAGCUCUUGAGUCACAUAAGAGAAUUCAUACUGGAGAGAAACCAUACAAGUGUCAGGUUUGUGACAUAGCUUUCACAUGGAAUUCACAGCUGGCUCGACAUACAAGAAUUCACACUGGAGAAAAAACUUACAAGUGUAAUGAGUGUGGGAAGACCUUCAGUUACAAGUCAUCCCUUGUAUGGCAUCGUAGACUUCAUGGUGGAGAGAAAUCUUACAAAUGUAAGGUUUGUGACAAGGCUUUCGUGUGUCAUUCCUAUGUGGUGAAACAUACUAGAAUUCAUAGUGGAAUGAAACCUUUCAAGUGUAAUGAGUGCAGCAAGACCUUCAGUAACAGGUCUUCCCUUGUAUGCCACCGUAGAGUUCAUAGUGGAGAGAAACCUUACAAGUGUAAUGAGUGCAGCAAGACUUUCAGUCAGAAGGCAUCCCUUCUAUGCCAUCGUAGACUUCAUAGUGGUGAGAAACCUUACAAGUGUAAUGAGUGUGGCAAUACCUUCCGUCACUGGUCAUCCCUUGUAUACCAUCGUAGACUUCAUACUGGAGAGAAAUCUUACAAAUGUACGGUUUGUGACAAGGCUUUCGUGCGUAAUUCAUACCUGGCAAGACAUACUAGAAUUCACACUGCAGAGAAACCUUACAAGUGUAAUGAAUGUGGGAAAGCUUUUAAUGAACAAUCACACCUGUCACGUCAUCAUAGAAUUCAUACUGGAGAGAAACCUUACAAAUGUGAAGCAUGUGAUAAAGUUUUCAGUCGCAAAUCACACCUUAAAAGACAUAGGAGAAUUCAUACUGGAGAGAAACCUUACAAGUGUAAUGAGUGUGGCAAAGCCUUUAGUGACCGGUCAACACUUAUUCACCAUCAGGCCAUUCAUGGUGUAGGGAAAUUUGAUUAAAAUAAUGAUUGUCACAAAGUCUUCAGUAACGCUACAACCAUUGCAAAUCAUUGGAGAAUCCAUAAUGAAGAGAGAUCUUCCGAGUGCAAUAAAUGUGGCAAGUUUUUCAGACAUCGUUCAUACAUUACAGUUCAUCGGAAACUUCAUACUGGAGAGAAACCUUACAAAUGUCAUGACUGUGGUAAGGUCUUCAGUCAAGCUUCAUCCUAUGCAAAACAUAGGAGAAUUCAUACAGGAGAGAAACUCAUAAGUGUGAUGAUUGUGGCAAAGACUUUACUUCACAUUCACACCUCAUUACAUAUCAGAGAAUCCCUACUGGAGAGAAAUCUUACAAAUGUCAUAAGUGUGGCAAGGUCUUCAGUCUGAGGUCACUCCUUGCAGAACAUCAGAAAAUUCAUUUUUGAGAUAACUGUUACCAGUGCAGUGAGUAUAGCAAACCAUCAAGCAUUAAUUGACAUUAGAGUCAAUCCAGCAUUGACUUGAGUUUGUGUUGACUUAAUAUUAAGUUCAAGCCUUAAUUGACAUUCAAGUGUUUAUGUUAAGAGGGUGGGGCCAGGUGUGGUGGCUCAGGCCUGUAAUCCCAGCACAUUGGGAGGCCAAGGCACAUAGGUCACUUGAGGUCAGAAGUUUGAAACCAGCAUGGCCAACAGAUGUUGGCCACUUUUGCCAUCCUGUUUUUUGUUUCUUAUUUUCGUAUUUAUUUAUUUAUUUUGAGAUGGAGUGUCACUCUUGUUGCCCAGCCUAGAGUCCAAUGGUGUGAUCUCAGCUCACCACAACCUCCGCCUCCCAGAUUCAAGCAAUUCUUCUGCCUCAGCCUCCCUAGUUGCUUGGAUUACAGGCGUGUGCCACCACGCCCGGCUAAUUUUUUGUAUUUUUAGUAGAGACAGGGUUUCUCCAUAUUAGUCAGGCUGGUCUCGAAUUCCUGACCUCAGGUGAUGUUCCCACCUUGGCAUCCCGAAAUCCUGGGAUUACAGGCAUGAGGCACCGCGCCCGGCCUUGUUUCUUAUUUUCUAUUUUUUUAUUUUUUUGAGAGGCAGGAGAAUGGCGGGUGAACCCAUGAGGUGGAGCUUGCAGUAAGCCCAGAUAGCGCCAUUGCACUCCAGCCUGGGAGACAGAGUGAGACUCCGUCUCUAAAAAAAAUAAUAAUAAAUAAAAAAAUGUAGUUUAACCAGUUAGUCUGUUUUUCAGUUUCCUUUCCUUAUGUCAUUUGUUAAAAUCUUGAGCUGGGAGUUAUUUAUUGCGUUUUUCCCUCAAGGCCCUCUGGACCAUUCUGGAAAUAUGUUGAAACAUGGCCUGGAGUGGCAUAGGGCGCUCCUCCAAAAGCACCCAUGUAUUCUUUUCCUUUGUUUUUUUUUUUAAAUGGAGUCUCACUCUGUCACCUUGGAUGGAAUGCAGUGGUGCGAUCUCAGCUCACUGCAACCUCUGCCUCCCGGGAUCAAGUGAUUCUCCUGCCUCGGUCUCCUGAGUAGCUGAAAUUACAGGCACCUACCAGCAUGCCUGGCUAAUUUUUGUAUUUUUAAUAGAGACGGGGUUUCACCAUGUUUAUCAGGCUGGUCUCAAACUCCUGACCUCGUGAUCUGCCAGACCCGGCCUCCCAAGGUGCUGGGAUUACAGGCAUGAGCCACCGUGCCCUGCCUCUUUUUUUUUUGAGAUGGAGUUUCGCUCUUGUUCAGGCAGGACUGCAAUGGUGCGAUCUGGUGUCACUGCAACAUCUACCUCCCAGUUUCAAGGGAUUCUCCUGCCUCAGCAUACCGAGUAGUUGGGAUUACAGGUGCCCUCCACCACUCCCAGCUAAUUUUUUGCAUUGUUAGUAGAGACAGGAUUUUACCAUGUGGGCCAGGCUGGUCUCGAACUCCUGACUUAAGGUGAUCUGCCCACCUCGAUCUCCCAAAGUGCUAGGAUUACAGGCGUGAGCCAUCGUGCCUGACGACUCAUGUAUUCUUGAUUGAAAUAAUUUGCUUAUGUCUCAGUUCUACGGUUGACCUUCUUUCACUGUUUUCAAGGUCAAUAGCUGUGUGUUUACACUUCUGCAUUUUAUAAAUGUUCCUGUGAUUUUCUUGUAAGGGAGAAUUAACUGUCAGGAAUCAGUGUCAUCAGAACCUUGCAAAAGAAGUUUCCUCUGCAUAGGUAUGCAUAAGAUGCUUCUCGAAUUUUCAAGGAUGUGGGUGAUAUAGACCAACCUUUCCCAUUAGCCCAUCCAGGCCCCCAUGUAAGACUUUAGACACCUUCUCACUCAUCUCAGACCAUCUCAGUGUAACUUGGUGAAAAUGUGAGCCUCCCUGCAACUUGGCAAUGAGGGACUUGACCAGAAAAGCUCAACCUGAGUGACUCUGACCCCUGAAAUGAUUGGUAAAAUGGAGUGCGUGUCUGGGUGUGGCUUUUUCGUUUUCUAUUUUUUUUUUUUUUUUUUGAGGAGAGGAGUGCCCAGCUGUAAUUAGAAUUUUCUUUUUUUUUUUUUGAGACGGAGUCUCGCUCUGUCGCCCAGGCUGGAGUGCAGUGGCACAAUCUCGGCUCACCUCAAGCUCCGCCUCCUGGGUUCACGCCAUUCUCCUGCCUCAGCCUCCUGAGUAGCUGGGACUACAGGCACCCACCACCGCACCUGGCUAAUUUUUUGUAUUUUUAGUAGAGACCGGGUUUCACCGUGUUAGCCAGGAUGGUCUCCAUCUCCUGACCUUGUGAUCCGCCCACCUUGGCCUACCAAAAUGCUGGGAUUACAGGCGUGAGCCACCGCACCCGGUUUGUAAUUAGAAUUUUCAAUGGGAUGCAGUGCCCUCAAAAUGAAAAACAAAAGGAGAAGGAUGGAAGAAACAGAGCUGUAGGCUCAGACACAGAGACAAUCUUCAGGGCCUUUCUCUGUAUGAGGACAUCACAGCGAAAUCUAAAGCAGGUCAUGUCAGUCCCUGGCACGGAACCCUCCACCAGCUUCCCGUGUUCCCCAGGACAAAAGUCCAACUUCUCACCGUGGUUCCACAGCCCUGUGUCCAGGGCCCCUGCCAGUGUCCAGCCUCCUCCUGGGAGCUUGCCCUCAUCCCAUGAAUCCCUCUGCCCCAGUCAUAUUUGCUUUUCUCUUUUCCCAAACCUGAAAACCCUUCCUGUCUCAGGUCAUCAUCCCUGCUCUUACUCUAUGUACACUGUCUCUUUCUCCUUCAGGUCUAGGCUCAGAGCUCUCUCCCAUGCCCUCCCACCCCAGGUCUCAGCCUCCGGAGUAGCUGGGACUACAGACGCCUGCUACCACACCCGGCUUUUUUUUUGUAUUUUUAGUAGAGAUGGGGUUUCGCCAUGUUAUCCAGAAUGGUCUCAAUCUCCUGACCUCGUGAUCUGCCCACCUCGGCUUCCCCAAGUGCUGGGAUUACAAGCAUGAGCCACCAUGCCUGGCAUCUGAAUUUUUUUUUAAAUUUUUUUGAGACAGAGUCUUACUCUGUCGCCCAGGCUGGAGUGCAGUGGUGCGAUCUUGGCUCACUGCAACUUCCACCUCCCAGGUUCAAGCAAUUCUUGUGCCUCAGCCUCCUGAGUAGCUGGGAUUAUAGGCGUGUGCCAUGACGGCCAGCUAAUUUUUGUAUUUUUAGUAGAGAUAGUGUUUCACCAUAUUGGCCAGGCUCAUCUUGAACUCCUGACCUCGUGAUCUGCCCGCCUCAGCUUCCCAAAGUGCUGGGAUUAGAGGCAUGAGCCACCAUGCCCGGCAGCAUCUGAACUUUUAAUGACUUGGAAUUGUGGGGAAAAGAGAGAGAUCAGACUGUUACUGUGUCUACAUAGAAAGAAGUGACAUAAGAGACUCCAUUUUGUUCUGUACUAAGAAAAAUUCUUCUGCCUUGAGAUGCUGUAAAUCUGUAACCCUAGGCUCAACCUUGUGCUUGCAGAAACAUUUGCUGUGUCAACUCAAGGUUAAAUGGAUUAAGGGCGGUUCAGGAUUUGCUUUGUUAAACAAAUGCUAGAAGACAGCAUGCUCGUUAAAAGUCAUCACCACUCCUUACUCUCCAGUACCCAGGGACACAAAACACUGGGAAAGGCCUCAGGAACUUCUGCCUAGGAAAACCAGAUAUUGUCCAAGGUUUCUCCCAUGUGAUAGCCUGAGAUAUGGCCUGGGAAGGGAAAGACCUGACCAUCCACCAGCCCAACCCGUAAAGGGUCUGUGCUGAGGAGGAUUAGUAAAAGAGGAAGACGUCUUUGCAGUUGAGAUAAGAGGAAGGCAUCUGUCUCCUGCUUGUCCUGGGGCAAUGGAAUGUCUUUGCAUAAAGCCCGAUUGUAUGUUCCAUCUACUGAGAUAGGAGAAAACUGCCUUAGGGCUGGAGGUGAGACAUGCUGGAGGCAAUACUGCUCUUUAAGCCGUUGAGAUGUUUAUGUAUAUGCACAUCAAAAGCACAGCAUGUUUUUCUUUACCUUGUUCAUGAUGCAGAGACAUUUGUUCACGUUUCCCUGCUGACCCUCUCCCCACUAUUACCUUAUUGUCCUGCCACAUCCCCCUCUCCGAGAUGGUAGAGAUAAUGAUCAAUAAAUACUGAGGGAACUCAGAGGCCGGUGCAGGGGCAGGUCCUCCGUAUGCUGAGCGCUGGUCCCCUGGGCCCACUUUUCUUUCUCUAUACUUUGUCUCUGUGUCUCUUUCUUUUCUCAAGUCUCUCUUUCCACCUGAUGAGAAAUGCCCACAAGUAUGGAGAGGCAGGCCACCCCUUCAGGAAUGGAAUGGAAAGUGGAGAUACAUGUCAGUGGUACAGGAUGCUUUAUCACAUCAUUGAUUUUAUUAUUUUUUUUUUGAGUUGAGUCUCCCUCUAUCACCCAGGCUGGAGUGCAGUGGUGAGAUUGUGGCUCACUGUAGAUUCCACCUUCUGGAUUACAGUGAUUCUGUUGCCUGAGCCUCUCGAGUAGCUGGGAUUAGAGGUGCGCGCCACCACUCGUGUAACGGCAUGAUGUGAUGUGUGUGCAUGGAGACAUGGAUGGAUAAGCCCAUGGUUUAUGUAGAAAACACAUGAUUUGCAAUAAGUUAUAUUUUUUAUAAUUGUUAGGAUUGUAAGUAUUUUUCAUUUUUGUUCACUAUCACAAUAAUGAGUUAUUAGUAAGGAUUGGCCAGGCGAGGUGGCUCACGCCUGUAAUCCCAGCACUUUGGGAGCCCAGGUGAGUGAAUCACAAGGUCAGGAGUUCAAGACCAGCCUGGGAAAAAUGGUGAAAUGCCCUCUCAACUAAAAAUUAGCCAGGCCUGCUGUCAGGUGUCUGUAAUGCCAGCUACUCAGGAGGCUGAGGCAAGAGAAUUGCUUGAACCUGGGUGGAAGAAGUUGCAGUGAGCCAAGAUCGUGCCACUGUACUCCAGCCUGGGUAAUAGAGUGACAUUCCUUCCCCCAAAAAAUUAAAAACUUCAUAAUUAUUAAUAUUAUUAUUAUUACAGGCAUGAGCCACUGUGCUUGGCCUGUUUUCACAGACACAUCUCUUCCUACUCAGCCAAGGGAUCCUUCUUCACAUCCAUGGUCUCUACUUUGCUGUACUCCUCAUAGACUUUACUCAUUUUUUUUGUGUGUAUGAAAUUCUGGAAUCUACACAACGCAUAUUUUUGAGUAUAUGCUUGAAACUAGAAAUCAGAGGCCAUUUUACUUAAGAGAUGUAAAACUGCUUUCACCUCAGGCCACCAUACUGCUGCUUUUUUGGAUCUUGUUCAUUCUUGUCCCUUGCCCAUAUUGUAAUUUGCGUCGUUAAUCGUGGGUCAAUAUUUUACCAUUUGCUCAAUUAGUUCCACUUUCGUCCAAGCUCAAGAUUUGGUGUAUCCUAGUGGAAUUUUAUUCCCACAGACGUGCAUGCACAAAGUUCCCUCCCACAUGCCCAUUACUUCCUGCCUCCACCCUUGCCCUCCUUUCCCGGCCUUGCCUCACAGGGUACAUUGAUCUGGAUGCAAAUACUGUUGCUUUCCAGCCUAUUGAUUUGUAAUAGUGAACACCCCAAUUUCACUGUGAGCCCUCCCCUCCAACACCACUCUCCCUGAGUAAGUCAAGACUUAUUCAUCCACUAGACAAAAUUAUAGGAGGCUGCCUAAAUCAUUGUGUGCAGGGCAUGAUGACUCAGCACAUGAUCCAUGAGGGAUGGAUUUAGCAUCAGUGUCAGCAGCGCAGCUCAGCCCUUGUGUCCCAGCUCAGCCCUUUUAUCUCCCUUAAUGUACUUCUAUCUGUUCUUUUUUUUUUCUCUUUAUAUAUAUAUACUUUUUUUUAUUAUACUUUAAGUUCUAGGGUACAUGUGCACAAUGUGCAGGUUUGUUACAUAUGUAUACAUGUUCCAUGCUGAUGUGCUGCACCCAUUAACUCAUCAUACUUCUUUCUCGUAUUUUCUGUGACUGGUCAUUUUCUGUAUUUUCUUGGCAGACUAUUGUGCUUAAAAACAUGGGAUCCUUCAGGCCCAUGAUCAAGUUUGUUCCUCACUUACCGUAUGUGCAAAUUGGGGUCAUGUGCAUGAACACCCUGGCCUGCUGUACUUAUUUGAGAAAUAAUGUUAAUUUGCCUCUAGAUUUUUUUUUUUUUUUUGAGACGGAGUUCCGUUCUUGUUGCCCAGGCUGGAGUGCAAUGGGGCAAUCUCGGUCACCGCAACCUCUGCCUCCCAGUUUCAAGUGAUUCUCCUGCCUGAGACUCCCAAGUAGCUGGGAUUACAAACAUGUGCCACCAUGCCCAGCUAAUUUUGUAUUUGUUUUAGAGAUGGUGUUUUUCCAUGUUAGACUGCUCUCAAGCUCCCGACCUCAGGUGAUCCACACACCUCGGUCUCCCAAAGUGCUGGAAUUACAGGCGUGAGCCCCGGCACCUGGCUGCCUCCAGGGUUUUAAAACAAAUUAAUGCUAUUAGAUGGCUUCACAUAUUGCAGGUUUUGUGCUACAGGCUCUAAACUUCCUUUGUGUAAUAAGAUUUGUCAGCCUUCCGUGAUGUUGAUGAUGACAUGCUCCUUUUCCUGUCUCCCUCAUUUCACUGUCCUGUUAGAAAUAGCUUAGACUGGCCGGCCACGGUGGUUAACACCUCUGUUGCCAGCACUUUGGGAGGCCAAGGUGGGUAGAUCACUUGAGGUCCAGAGUUUGAGACCAGUCAGGUAAUCCCAGCACUUUGGGAGGCCGAGACUGGUGGAUCACCUGAGGUCAGGAGUUUGAGAGCAGCCUGGCCAACAUGGUGCAACCCCUUCUCUACUAAAAAUACAAAAAUUACCUGGGUGGGGUGUCACAUGCCUAAAAUCCCAGCUGCAUGGGAGACUGAGGCAGUAGAAUCACUUUAUCCCUGGAGGUGGAGGUUGCAGUGAGCCAAGAUCAUGCCAUUACACUCUAGCCUGGGCAAGAAGAGCAAAACUCCAUCUCAAAAAUAAAGAAAGAAAAAAUAAAAAUAAAAGCACCAGUCUUAUUCACGUAUAGUCAACACCCAUGACCAAAUUCUCUCAAAGACCCCAUCUACAGGAACAUCCAAUUGGAGAAUAAGAACUCUGAACAUGGCUUUUGGCCAAUAUGAACACUCAGACCAGGGAGCCUGCAUCAUAUUUUUUAUGUUUUUAUUGUGCAAUUUGUUUUAUAAAAUGUUUUCUCUGAUCCCAGUUUAUAAAUUUUCCCAGUAUACAGUCUGUGUUUUACAUUUCAUGCAUAGUGAACUACAUAACUAAGGCCAAUGCAUGUACAUAGAAUUGCUGUAUUGCCUGGCUGUUAUAUAACUGUAGUUGUGAUAUCAUAAUUGAGCCCUCUGACACUGUUAGUCGAUUCUUUUUUUUUUUUGGAGACGGAGUCUUGCCCUGUUCCCCAGGCUGGAGUGCAAUGGCAUGAUCUCGGCUCACUGCAACCUACACCUCCUCGGUUCAAAUGACUCUUCUGCCUCACCCUCCAGAGUAGCUGGGAUUACAGGUGCCUUCCACCAUGCCCAGCUAAUUUUUUUGUAUUUUUAGUAGAGACAGGGUUUCACCAUGUUGGCCAGGCUGGUCUCGAACUCCUGACCCCGUGAUCUGCCCUCCUCUGCCUCCCAAAGUGCUGGGAUUACAGGCAUGAGCCACCGCACCCUGUGGUUAGUCAAUUCUUACUUCUUAUAGUGCUGUGUAUUUACUUGAACUCAUACAUCAGAAGGUAGUGAUCUUAAGUGUAUUUCAGUUCUUAUAGUGUGUGCUGGUGGUAAGUAGAAGUUGUGGCUUUUUUCUUAAGAGGGAAUUGUUUAGAGGUCUGCUGGCUGUAUAAAUGUACUUAUUAUUUCCUUGCUAGUCUUAUCAUGGGUUACAAUAUUUUAUUAAAUAAUUUUUACGAUUUUACAUAGGGCUUUUCAGUAAGUGGUAUGCUGGGAAACAUGGUGAGACCCGCUUUUCUGCAAAAAAUACAAAAAUUAGCUGGGAAUGAUGGCACAUGCCUGCAGUCUCAACUACUGUGGAGUCUGCAGUGGGAGGAUGGCUUGAGCCUGGGAGGUCAAGACUGUAGUGAGCUGUAAUCAUGCUACUGCACUCCAGCAUGGUUGACAGAGCAAGAUGCUGUCCAAAAAAGAAUACUUAUUGUAAAGUUUGGGUACAGGAAUAAUGAAGUCAUUGAUGCUUUACAAACAGGCUAUGGAGUUGAUGCCCAAAAGAAAUAAACAGUUUGUAAAUGAAUAACUCAUUUUGAGCUGUGGCAAGACAAUGCUGAAAGUGAUGCAUGGAGCGGCAGGCAGACCAUCCACAUCAGUUUUACAGAAAGAAAGUUAAUCUUGUUCGUGCUUCAGUGAAAAGAACUAACAGCAAACAGGAGAAACAGUAGUCAGGAAUUCGAUAAUAGCCUGGUUAACAUGAUGAAACCCGGUCUCUACUAAAAAUACAAAGAUUAGCUGGGCACGGUGAUGGGCACCUGUAAUCCCAGCUACUCGAGAGGCUGAGGCAGAAGAAUCGCUUGAAACCAGGAGGCGGAAGUUUCAAUGAGCCGGGAUCCCGCCAUUGCACUCCAGCCUGGGCAACAAGAGCAAACCUCUGUCUCAAACAAACAAACAAACAAACAAAAAUGUCUAGCCCCCUCUCCUUCUUUCUCUGCCAUCGUGGUGUGUGCUUGACUCCACUUCUUGUCAUGUCUUCUCACAAGACUUUCAGGAUUAAGCGAUUUCUGGCCAACAACCGAAAGCAAAAUCAUCCGAUUUCCCAGUGGAUUCGAAUGAAAACUGGCAAUAAAAUGAGGUACGACUUUAAAAGGAGACACUGGAGAAGAACCAAGCUGGGUCUAUAAGGAAUUGCACAUGAGAUGGUACACAUAUUUAUGCUGUGUGAGCCUCAUAAUCACGUUGCUCAAGCUGAAAAUGUCACUACCAUCUGGAGACUUGGACAUGUUUUAUUGGGAAUAUAUUUUUUUCUCUCUGAAUCUGUUAUGAACGCGUUGGUUGGGUGGGUUCAGUAAUAAACAUGUGAGACCUUUCAUUUCAAAAAAAAAUUUCAAAUGACGUAAUAGAUUACCUAAAUUUCUGUUUUGCUUUGUUUUGUUUUUUGAGAUGGAGACUCCACUGGGUUCAGUGGAUCGCACCUGUGGUCCUGGCACUUUGGGAGGCUGAGGUGGGAGGAUUGCCUGAGGCCAGGAGUUUCCUGGGAAUCUUCUCAUCUCCCCUAACCCAGUUCAUGAAAGAUCCUUGGGCUUUACUGUUAGGGAAAAAAUCUAUAUAAAACAAUAUCAGCGGCCGGGAGCGAUGGCUCACGCCUGUAAUCCCAACACUCUGAGAGGCCAAGGCGGGUGAAUCACUGAGGUUAGGAGUUCGAGAACAGCCUAACCAACAUGGAGAAACUCUGUCUGUAUUAAAAAUACAAAAUUAAGCCGGGCGCGGUGGCUCACGCCUGUAAUCCCUGCUCUUUGGGAGGCCAAGUCGGGCGGAUCACGAGGUCGGGAGAUCGAGACCAUCCUGGCUAACAAGGUGAAACCCUGUCUCUACUAACAUACAAAAAAUGAGCCGGGCGCCGUGACGGGCCCCUAUAGUCCCAGCUACUCGGGAGGCUGAGGCGGGAGAAUGGCGUGAACCCUGGAGGCGGAGCUUGCAGUGAGCCGAGAUAGCACCACUGCACUCUGGCCUGGGCGAAGAGCAAGACUCUGUCUCAAAAAAAUAAAUUAAAAAAAUACAAAUACAAAUAAAAAAUUAGCCGGGCAUGGUCGCACGUGCCUGUAAUCCCAGCUACCCAGGAGGCUGAGGCAGGAGAACUGCUUCAACUUGGGAGGCGGAGGUUGCUGUGAGCCGAGAUCACGCCAAUGCACACCAGCCUGGGCAACAAGAGAAAAACUCCAUCUGAAAAAAUAAAAUAAAAAACAAUAUCAGUAUGUCAGAGCAUUAUGUCUGCCACAAUAUUUGUGAAAGGAAAAUCAAAAUUACUAACCAAAGAGAAAAGUCAAGCUGGGAACUGUGUCAGACAAACCUGCCUCCCAUUUUAUUCCUAAACAAGAUAGCUACAAGGACUAAACAGAAAAGCUACAUACUCCACUCACAAACUGUGGGCCUCAAGAUCUCCACCCCAAAAUAGUUCUGUUGAAUUUCACCCUGGCAUUGUAAACUGAGCUUAUCUUCACAGGUGUAGGAAAGAACCCAUCCCUCUGCACACCUGAGUCAAAUGUCUAUCUGACUGCUUCCCCUGCCCUAUUGUUUAUGUAAAAAUGCAGGGUCACUGAGCCAGCCUAAGGCAUAAGUGACUAUUCCUCCACCGUCUCUCACAUAUAAAUUGUGUAUUCAAUGAAAGGCUGAUCGAAGACUCAAACACUGUGAUCAUUUCUUAUCUCCCUGUGACCUGGAAGCCCGCAAUUCCAGUUAUUCCACCUUUCCAGAUCGAACCAAGGUGGAUCUUACAUGUAUUGAUUGAUGUCUCAUGUCACCCUAAAUUUGUAAAUUGCAGCCUGAACACCUUGGGCACACGUCAUUAAGACUUCCUGAGGCUGUGUCAUGGCUGCAUUUUAACUUUGGCAAAAUAGAUUUCUAAAUUCAUUGAGACCUAGUAGAUGCUUUUGGAUCACAAGCUCAUGAACACAGAAAAAAUCAAGAUAGAAUAAGGAAAAAACUAGUGUAAUGGAAAGCACAAAAUCAGUUCCAAAAUCUGAACUCCUUCAUGUUUAUUCACCAUAGGGAAAUGCUUUUCAACUUUGUGGGAUUAGAUUCCAUUUGUGAAAGAGAUAUAUAUAUAUAUAUAUGUUUGUUUGUUUUGUUCUUUGAGACAGAGUUUCACUCUUGUUGCCCAGGCUGGAGUGCAAUGGUGCUAUCUCGGAUCACUGCAACCUCUGCCUCCCAGGUUCAAUGGAUUCUCCUGUCUCAGCACCUUAAAUAGCUCGGAUUACAGGCAUGCAUCACCAUGCCUGGCUACUUCUUUUGUACUUAGUAGAGACUGGGUUUCAUUUUGUUAGGCUGGUCUUGAGUUCCUGACCUCAGGUGAUCCGCCUGCCUCAGCCUCCCUAAGUGCUGGGAUUACAGGUAUGUGCCACUGUGCUGGUCUGAAAGAUAUAUUUCUAAUAUUGGAUUGAAAUAAAAACCCAUUCUAUAUAACAUUAGCUAAUUUAAAAUGGAAAUAGUAGAUAAUCAAUUGCAUACAUACACAAAACUUUGUAACAUUUCACUUAGUAUUGCUAUUACUAAGUUAUUGGGGCAGAAGCUCAGUCUGUCAGAUACAUUACAAAAGAGUGGUGUCUCCAUAAUUGUGCUUAGGACUCUGCUGCAUAAGUGGAUAAACUGUUAAACAGUAUCCUAGGAGAGCUAGGGUGACAAAGUUCAAGUUCAUUAAAACUAUCAAGACACAUUCCUUACUGCUCACGCAUGAGUCACGGUCUUAAGACGUUUACAGUUAAGGAAAGCAGCUUAAUCAUACCUGCAAGGACAAACUCCUACAUAAACACAAUGUCCAGAUGACCCAAUAUCCCAUGACAAUAUAUGCUUCUAAGAUAAUUACAGUCGUGCUUUCACAUAUUUGCACAUUAAAAUACCAAGGAUAGGUUUUUUUUUUUUUGAUGGAGCUUCACUUGUGUCAUCCAGGCUGGAGUGCAAUAGCACAAUCUCAGCUCACUGCAACUUCCGCCUUCUGGGUUCAAGCGAUUCUCCUGCCUCAGCCUCCUGAGUAGCUAGGAGUAUAGGCAUGCGCCACCACCCCCAGCUAAUUGUUGAAUUUUCAGUAGAGAUGGGGUUUCACCACGUUGGCAAGGCUGGUCUCGAACCCCUGAUCUUAGGUGAUCCCUCAACGUUGGUCUUCCAAAGUGCUAGAAUUACAGGCGGGAGCCAAUGCAACCGGCCAAGGAUAGCUUUAAAUCAACAAAGUAAUAAGUUGUGUUACACUGUCAGCCCACUGGCAGGUAGACAUACCUUAGUUUUUACCUAAGCACUUAUGUAAGAGAAAUUUUAAGAGGAGGCAGUUCCCUUUGUUUUUGAGGUCACCCUACUAUGUAACUGGUAGCUUGCUUUCUUUUUUUUUUUUUUUUUUGAGACGGAGUCUCACUCAGGCUUGAGACACCUUGUCCAGCUGUAUUUAUUAUUAUUAUUAUUAUUAUUAUUUUGUUUUUGAGACUGCGUUUCACUCUAGUUCCCUGGGCUGGAGUACAAUGGCAUGAUCUUGGGCUCACCACAGCCUCCGUUUUCUGAGCUCAAGCAAUUCUCCUGCCUCAGCCUCCCGAGUAGCUGGGACUACAGGCGCAUGCCACCAUGCCAGGCUAAUUUUUGUAUUUGUAGUAGAGACAGGGUUUCUCCAUAUUGGUCAGGCUGGUCUCCAACUCCCGACGUCAGGCCAUCCGCCUUCCUCAGCCUACCAAAGCACUGGGAUUACAGGCUUGAGCCACCACGCCCGGCCUGAAGUAGUAUUUUUUAGAAAGUAAUUAAACCAUUUUUCAGCAUAAUGACCCAGAGAUGUACUUCUGAAGGACUUAGGAGCUCUUCCUGAAAGGCAAGCAACAAGGGAGAUAUUACCUGUAUGUCAGUAGGAAAUUAAAUAUUUCAAAUAUCGACUAUUUCAAAUUUAAAGCUACACACUUUUAAAUAAUUAAGAGCCUUGAGAGGAACGUGAUCAUGCAACCUGAGUCCAGUGGCAUGCAGGCACAACUUCUACAAGUUUUCCUGGCCAGGCACGCAGGCUCAGGCCUGUAAUCCCAGCACUCUGGGAGGCUGAGGCAGGCGGAUCACCUGACAUCAGGAAUUAGAAACCAGCCUGGCCAACAUGGGGAAACCCCGUCUCUACUGAAAAUACAAAGCCAUUAGCCGGGCAUGGUGGUGCACACCUGUAUUUUCAGCUACUUGGGAGGCUGAGGCAGGAGAACUGCUUGAAUCCAGGACGUGGAGGUCGUAGUGAGCCGAGAUCACAUCACUGCAUUCCAGCCUGGGUGACAGAGCAGGACUCCUUACCAAAACAAAACAAAACAAAAUGUGCUAUACAAUUUAGUUUCCUAAUAUCAAUUUUAAAAGGUUUUCUUGUAAAUAAUUAGGAAAACUAAGCAGCCCCAGAGAUAAGACCUCCUGGCAUCAUUGUCCCUUCUUAUAGAGUGAUAAAGUAACCUUCCUUGAAGUGUAUCAAUCCAUCACCAAUCAAGCUGCCGCAGCCUAUGCACUGGACUUGAAUGGAAAAUGUGGUGAUUCUGGUAAAGCUUCUCUAUCUUUCCUUGUCUGUAUGAAACGUUAAUGUCUCUACUUGGGAACGCUGACCCCAUUCCUUUGGAGUUGAGGUUUCCAGGUGGCUAUUCUCAUGCUUUGUGUCCAAAUAAACUCUAUAAUUAAUAAUGUAUUCUAAAUUUCAUUAUUUACUGCUGACAUCAGUUUCUGUUGGAUUGUAGGAGCCUCAUCAGAGAGGGCACCUGUCGCCAUGUUGUAAAACUCACACUUGUCAAAAAGACAUGGGUUAGGGUUUCUCUCCCUCCCUCAGGAUGACGCUAGUUAGCUGACACAGAUGGUCACCUCCAUUACCAAGUAGAGCCAGGGUGAACUAUGUGUGACCAAGGGUGUUGUCAAGUCCUCUUCCCUGAGGACUGAUUAGUGUUUAUCUUGAAAACAUGUACUUGGGUUGUAUAGAACAGUGAAGUUUCUUUCUCUCUUUUCAACCUCUCAACUGUCCUCUAUUUUCCAUCACAUUCUGGUCUAAAGCUUAUUUAUUAAUAAAAUAGUUUUUAUUUCUU